Molecule: messenger RNA, 582 nt
Organism: Sclerotinia sclerotiorum 1980 UF-70
Lineage: Eukaryota; Fungi; Ascomycota; Leotiomycetes; Helotiales; Sclerotiniaceae
Exons: 5
Coding region: 1-582 (193 amino acids)
Cellular component (GO): peroxisomal membrane
Source: RefSeq, a predicted model, not a curated record
AUGGAGGAGGGAAGGAUUGCUAUCAUAAAGACAGCACUUGAGCAAUUUAUUCUCGAUCCCAAAAAUGCGGAUUUUCUCGCCGUCCUCAAAGCUGCUCGCAGCGGCGCUGUCUACGGUGCUAAAGUCAGGUUUCCUCAUGCAUUGGUUAUGAUGUUUUUAUUUAGAUCUGGUACCGUUCGUGAAAAGAUAGGGCUGAUACUCCGCGCAACUCGAACACAUGCGCAAAAUCUCGCGAAAUAUGCUACAAUAUAUAAGUCUACGAUGCUGGCUUUGAAAUACGCAGGAGGAAAGGAGGGGAAGGAAGGAAGAUGGGAUACCUUUCUGGCAGGACUGUUAGGUGGAUAUGUGGUAUUUGGGAGGAGGUCGAAGAAAGGUCAUGUUAGCAGUGUUAGUAAACAGAUUGUGAUAUUUGUAUUCGCACGAGUAUGCUUGUCGCUAGCACAAUUGGCAGUCCUUCCUUCAACAGGAAUUAUCCGUAACCAGGAGCUUUCGGAUAGAAUAUCGAGCGACGCAUGGCCAGAGGAAUACCUGGGUGGAGAAUUAGAACAUUUUGCGGGUUAUGAUCCCAAAUAUAAUGAAUGA